GAUCAUCUGUGGAGACACAGGUAACAACACAUUGGUCACUUAAAUUAUACAAGAAAUUCACUAAAAAUGGCAAAAACAGUUACCUGAUUUGAAGUUCUCCACUCAAAUUCAGUAAGCCACUGGAGGAAAGUUGUGACAUGAGGGUUAAUGUGAACAACCUUUCUGUAAUGAACCGCUGAUCUGUACCAUAAGUCAUCCUUGCGGGGGUUGUCGGAACUGUAUGCGCAGUCGCACUAAGGACAGAUGUGCUCAGAGGCAUGCCCUGUAACGUGUAUGAGCGGUCUGUCGUGCGGCAGGAAUAAGUUGUACAAAGUCCAUCUUAGACAUGUGUGUCAUGCAAGCUAGCAGCAUCCCAUGAGAAACGGGCCGAAGUGUUUAAGUGUUCACCGGAGUUUGCACCCUUGGCAAGCGGACUGAGUUUCACGGUGCUCAAUGUCCAGAGAAUGAGCCGUGUGUGGUGAGGAAAUAAAUGGCUGCACCCGUUAGAGACUCUUCUGUCGUUCUUGAUGCCAAGGGCUGCUACAGUGAAACUCAUCGCUGCCUUGCAGCCAUCUACAUUCAUCUUAUUCUUUCAUCGAACUGUGAGUAAAGGCGUGUAUCGCGUCAUCCAGAGACUGCUGGAUCAGUAAAGGACUCAAAAUAAGGACAUUAUAAAUACAAUGUCAUGCACAUCUGCAUCUUGUAAGCUGUGUGAGCAAAUGAUCUUCAAUGUGGCAGUCUAAAGUGAUGCAAGCAAGAAAGACCUCUUCUGUAUUUAACACAGUAGCAUGUAAACUUGUGAUGCUGAAUAUCCCACAUUUCUCGCAUCAGAAUGCCUAAGACUGAAUCUGGGCUUUAUGCUAUCAGUUGUACUUCUGUAAAAAUUUAAGUGGCAAAUUGUCUGAUUGAGGGCAUCAUCAGUAUUAUUAUGUGUUGAAUUAUUUGGGUUUGUUGCCAGUCUGUGAGGUUAAAGGUGUAAAUAUCUAAGUUGAGUGUUAAUAAGUUGAAACCACCACUCAAUCCAUUUGAGUUCAGAUAUAUACACUUAAAAGGGCAGGUGCAACAAGCCAGAAGAUCAAAUUAAUAAUAAUGUUGUCCCCCGUUGAAGAAACAGACAAAUCUACAGAGGCACAACAGGCCAGGUCCAGCUCCAGAGAGCGAAGACUAACAGAAAAGGGGCAGGAGAUGCAUGAACAGGAAGCCAAGAAAAAUGAAAGGUCAUUUAGCAAGGCAUAUGAGUCCUGGAAGGAGUUAGCAAGAGGAGUUAGAACGAAACUGAAAGGUUUCUGCUCAAAUGAAGACCUUGUUAAAGCACAAACGGACAUUAAGGCUAAAGAAGCGGUAGUGCAUGAACUGUAUGAGCCUAUCCGACGUAAUCAUACUUCUACUCCAGAUGUUGUCAAGAAAAUGGAUGCGUGUGUUGCCCUAACAACAGAAAUUUGUGAUCUCAUUAGUAAACGACUAGAAGAUAUAGAUAAGACCUUUAAUGACAGGCUUGAGAAGGAGCGUGUAAGGAUGAUAUUAAGUAAGGAGGAGUAUGGAUCUGUUUUUGGGAAAACUGAAACAGAAACAGUUAUUUCAGAGCAUUCAAAGGGCUCAGAUUCAUACUCCAGAGCCACUUCUACGACUUCUAGCAAACGUGUGGAUGCCGAAGCUGACCUUGCAGCUAAACUAGAACAGGCGAAGGCAAUGCAACGAAUACAUGAACAGCAAGCCAAGUUGAGUAGCCUAGAGCAUGAGUGGAAAAUCAAGGAAGCACAAAUGAUUGCAGAAAUGACAGCAAAGUUAGAGGAAGAGAGAACUAAACUGCAACAGCUACAGGCAGAAAAUGAGGUAAAAGUAGCAGCAGCCAGAGUGAGAGCUUACAACAACUACGAUGGAUUGGAAAGCCUUAAGUAUGAGGCAGAUGACAAAUCACAACUUGAUAGCCAAAUCAUUGAAUCUCAAAAUCCAUUGAAUCCACAGGCUGAAUCAUUUCGACCUCAGUGUGCACCACCUGAGAUUUUGCAAAAGCAACAGGAGGUCAGCUUAACACAGGAGCUUGCAAGCUUGUUCGUCUCCAACCGUCUGCCUGCACCUGAACCCACAGUGUUCACUGGUGACCCUUUAAAGUUUAUAGACUGGAAGAUAUCCUUUAUGGCAUUGAUUGGCCACAAACCCCUCCCCGCAGGUGAAAAAAUGUUGCACUUGAAAAGUUAUGUUGCAGGUGAGGCGCGGAAGGCGGUCGAAGGGUUCUUCUAUCGAAACUCAGAAGAUGCAUAUCAGGGCGCCUGGGAGAUUCUUCAGGAGAGGUAUGGAAGUUCAUUUGUCGUCCAAAAGGCUUUCAGGGAUAAACUGAUGAAAUGGCCAAAAAUAGCUCCCAAUGACCCAGUAGCCCUCAGAGAGUUUUCAGAUUUUCUUCAAAGUUGUGCCGAGGCCAUCCCUCAUGUUAAAGGGCUGGCAAUUCUAAAUGAUUGUGAAGAAAAUCAUAAACUUCUCAAAAAACUGCCCGAAUGGCUGGUACGCAGAUGGGGUCGCGUUGUUGUGGAUGAACUAGACAGAUGUCAAGAGUAUCCACCAUUUGCUCAUUUCACCAGAUUUCUACAAAGGGAAGCUAGAAUAGCCUGCAACCCCAUUGCUUCUCCCUUCUUAUUAAACACUAAAGUAACAGAUGAAAGGCUUCCUAAGAGAACCAAGGCACUCAGCACCAAUGCUCAAGCUAAGCACUCUGCAGGUAAACCAGGGACCUUAAUUUCAAAGCAAAGAUCACCAUGCUUCGUCUGCAACGAUGAAACACACGGUGUCGCCAAGUGCCCAACCUUUGCCGCAAGGCCUCCUGAUGAAAAGAGGGCUUUCAUUCGCGAAAACCGUCUUUGCUUCGGCUGUUUAAGAAAGGGUCACACUAGUAAAGAAUGCAAAAGAAGGCACACAUGCACUAUAUGUAGUCGAAAUCAUCCAACUUGCUUGCACAUAGAGAGAAUUGAGGGAGCCGGUGGAAUGUUAAACAGUGAUUCACCAUCUGCAGGAAAUGAGACAAAGGAAGUCCGCAAUGUCAUGUCACACACAUUGACAAGACACUCCUCGGCUACGUCUAGCAUUGUUCCAGUUUUUGUGUCAUUGGCAGAAGAUCCCCACAGAGAGAUUCUCACAUAUGCACUGCUCGACACACAGAGCGAUUCAACUUUCAUCUUGGGAGAUCUGGUCUCUGCACUAAAUGUGAGGACUCAGCCAGUGCAAUUAAAGCUCAGUACAAUGACAGCAGUAGACACAGUCAUAGCUAGUAAAGUAGCUUGUGGAUUGCAAGUUCGUGGGCUCCAUAGUGAGUCGCAUGUUCAGCUACGCCAGGCAUACACAAGAGAUUUCAUCCCAGUCGAUAAGUCUCACAUUCCUACAAAGGACACCGCACUUCAGUGGCCACAUCUGAGGCAACUGGCAAACAAGCUGCAGCCACUUCAAGACUGUGAAGUGGGAUUGCUGAUCGGUUAUGAUUGCCCAUCAGCACUGGCCCCUCUAGAAGUUAUUGUAGGGUCAGAAAACCAUCCAUUUGCUCAAAGAACCGUGCUGGGCUGGAGCAUCAUAGGAUCAGCAAAUCCAUAUCUUGAUAGAAAGGAACAUCAGAGCUUUGUGCACAGAGUGGCAGUAAAGGAAAUGCCAUUACCCCCGGUCAAUGAUGUGUUAAAGGUCCUAGAAAUGGAUUUCAGCGAAAGAAACUACCAAGAUAAAUAUGUUUCUCAAGAUGAUGUUCAUUUUGUAAAACUCCUCAGCAGCACAAUCACAAAAGGAAGGAUGGACACUAUGAGAUGCCACUUCCUUUCAAGGGCAGCUCUCCACCCAUGCUGCCAAACAACAAGCGACUGGCUGAAGCUCGUUUGCAACACCUCAAGAGGAAGUUAA
Oreochromis niloticus (Nile tilapia) is the source of this 3852-nucleotide messenger RNA. RefSeq lists its product as uncharacterized. NCBI's taxonomy places the organism in Eukaryota, Metazoa, Chordata, Actinopteri, Cichliformes, Cichlidae. The record is from RefSeq and is a predicted model, not a curated record. Gene Ontology annotation, molecular function: zinc ion binding; nucleic acid binding. The coding region runs from base 1069 to 3852 and encodes 927 amino acids. The transcript has 3 exons.